UUUUUCUCUGCUGCAAGCUUCCAAAAUGACAAAGAAAAGAAGGAACAACGGUCGUGCCAAAAAGGGCCGCGGCCAUGUUCAGCCUAUUCGCUGCACGAACUGUGCCCGAUGCGUGCCCAAGGACAAGGCCAUUAAGAAAUUCAUCAUUCGAAACAUAGUGGAGGCCGCAGCAGUCAGGGAUAUUUCUGAAGCAAGCGUCUUUGAUGCCUAUGUACUUCCCAAGCUCUAUGUGAAGCUACAUUACUGUGUGAGUUGUGCAAUUCACAGCAAAGUAGUCAGGAAUCGAUCUCGUGAAGCCCGCAAGGACCGAACACCGCCACCCCGAUUUAGACCUGCGGGUGCUGCCCCACGACCCCCACCAAAACCCAUGUAAGGAGCUGAGUAAAAGAUUGAAGACAACUAUUCCCUGGAGAAAAAUAAAAUGGAAAUUGUACU
Cebus imitator (Panamanian white-faced capuchin) is the source of this 435-nucleotide messenger RNA. RefSeq names its product 40S ribosomal protein S26-like. Gene Ontology annotation, biological process: translation. Gene Ontology annotation, molecular function: structural constituent of ribosome; mRNA binding. NCBI's taxonomy places the organism in Eukaryota, Metazoa, Chordata, Mammalia, Primates, Cebidae. Gene Ontology annotation, cellular component: cytosolic small ribosomal subunit; ribosome. The coding region runs from base 26 to 373 and encodes 115 amino acids. The transcript has a single exon. The record is from RefSeq and is a predicted model, not a curated record.